Molecule: messenger RNA, 6110 nt
Organism: Rattus norvegicus (Norway rat)
Lineage: Eukaryota; Metazoa; Chordata; Mammalia; Rodentia; Muridae
Gene: Art4
Product: ADP-ribosyltransferase 4
Molecular function (GO): NAD+-protein-arginine ADP-ribosyltransferase activity; pentosyltransferase activity
Source: RefSeq, a predicted model, not a curated record
CAGUGGAAGGGCAUCCAGACUUGAGCAGGAAAUGUGCUUAACAGUGGAUGUUCGCGCUUCCACACGCCUGGGAGACUCACCCCAGAAUACAAUAGAUAGAAAACCUGAAGCUCCCAGAAGAAAUAUAUAUUCAAAACUGUGAAUCCAACAGCCACCGUCUCCAGAUGAGGAUGUUUCAAACACACAGUGGAGAAGCAGCAAAAACCUACAACUUUUAAAGCCCGUGCUUCCUGCGGAGGGCAAUCAUCCCGGACAGGGCUAUCAGCUGCCCCAGGCGAGCCUGACACGGGUCCACCUUAAGAUCGCAUCUCCCCAGCUGCGCUGCACAUGCCACUGCUGUUGCUCAGUGAAGGCCUGGGGCUCCACAGAUAACCGGACUUGGCCCCACGUACUCCUGGAACAUGCCUAUUCUUGCCAUUCUGGGAAAGCCAAGGCUGAAUUGCUCAGCCUGACCCUGAACAGACCCUUGGCAUUCCCCUGGAAGCGGACUAGACAGAGGAGGGUUUUCACCUUCUCUAAACUAAAAACCAUUGUGUGCGCGCACAUCUGGCCCUUUCGCGGAGACUUCAGCCUUUCAAAGGAGCGAGACGUCUACCUUGGAGGAAGCUGUCGUGGGUUGUUGAUAUUCAACAGAAGUCAUAGUUUCGGCAAGAGCAGAAGCUCAGACACAGACGGAAGGGGAAAAGCCGGAGGAGGAUUCUAGAGUGUAUUCAGGGACGAGGCUGCUGACACAAACCACCACAGCUGCCCACUAACCAGUAGAUCUAAGAGAACACGGCUACCAAGUACUUCAGACAGAAGAAUGGCGCUGUGGUUUCCAGGAGGGCAGCUCACUCUGCUGCUGCUGCCGCUGCUGCUGCUGUUGCUCUGGGUCCAGCAGACACCGGCGGGGAGCGCUGAGGUCGACGUGGACUUGACACCGGGUUCCUUCGAUGAUCAGUACCGAGGCUGUAGCAAACAGGUGCUGGAGGAGCUAAAUCAAGGAGACUAUUUCGUGAGGGAGAUAGACACUCAUAAGUAUUACUCCAGGGCGUGGCAAAAAGCCCACCUAACCUGGCUGAACCAGGCAACGUCCCUCCCUGAGAGCAUGACUCCUGUGCACGCUGUGGCCAUCUUGGUUUUCACCUUGAAUCUCAACGUGAGCUCUGACUUCGCCAAGGCCAUGACCAGGGCUUCGGGGUCUCCUGGGCAGUACAGACAGUCAUUCCACUUCAAGUAUCUGCACUACUACCUCACCUCAGCCAUCCAGCUGCUGAGGAAAGAGAGCUCUACCAAGAACGGCAGUCCGUGUUACAGGGUACACCACAGGAUGAAGGACGUGAACAUCGAAGCCAAUGUGGGUUCUACCGUUCGAUUUGGCCAGUUCCUCUCUGCCUCCCUGCUGAAGGAGGAGACACAGGUGUCUGGAAACCAAACACUGUUUACCAUUUUCACUUGUCUGGGCGCCUCCGUGCAAGACUUCUCUCUCAGGAAGGAAGUCUUGAUCCCUCCCUAUGAGUUAUUUGAAGUCGUGAGUAAGAACUGCAGCCUCAAAGGAGAUUUGAUAAACUUGCGGUCUGCUGGGAACGUGAGCAGGUACAACUGCCAGCUGCUGAAAGCUUCCAGCAAGAAGUGCACCCCUGCUCCAAUGGUUGUUCUUUGCCUCUGUUUGGUCAGUGUCCUUAUCUCGUCCAAAAGCAGAGAGCAUAGGAAUCUACCGGCUCCCUUUUAAAGGAACUAUUUAAACUUUUCGCUCCUAUUUUGCUACCAGAGUCUGAGGCUCACACUUCCCACCAUACCACAGAAGACUAGUGAGAGAGAAAAGUCUGAAAUCCCUACCUAAAGGUGUCUAUGUCGGCUACUUUACCCAAUAGCUGUCACCAAGACCAGGAGGAGAGCUUCACUUGACUUCUAAACGUACAGAACACCAGAGCCAGAAAGGUUUGGUAUCAGAAGCACCAAGAACUACAGAAGCAGAUAUGGGGCAGGAUAUCAAACCUCAAGACAUGCUGCCCCUUGUGACUCACUUCCUCCAGCCAGACUCCACCUCCUGAAAGAUUCCACAGCCAGGAAAAAUAAUGCCACCAACCGGAGACAAAGUACUCAACACAUGAGACAUUCAAAACACAGUAAGCUCUUAGUGCUCAGUGAGAGGAGCCCUUAGUGCUUACGGGAGAGGAGAUGGGAGUGCAGACAGACAAGGGCAGAAAUCCCUGCUCUGAGAAGGCAUCGCCCUACACAGACCUGUCUUUGCUCUGCCCUCCACAGGAACCUCACAAAGGACCACUCUCCUGCAGCCACUCAGCCAGACCUGGAAAAGGCUGUUACCACACGAUGACUGAAAGCUGAGCAUGGCGGCAUCCUUGGCUGUCCAUUUGUCCUUCCCUCCGUGCCUCUGUCUUACCCAUUCAAGGUCCCCAAGGGCCACACUUGCUUGCCCAUUAUUUGGCCAGAGAUCCAUGACGAAAUGACAAUCCGAGGAGGACUCUCAAUGACUUCUGGCCUCCAUACAUAUGUGCAUGCAUGUACAUGUGAGCUUUUACACGCGCCCACAUAAAAACAUUAAUACACACAUUUUUAAUGCCAAGGGCUCAAAACAGAUCCAGAGCAACCAUGUUAGCUUUCAUGGCUUUGAUGAAAACAAUGAUGACAGGGAUGAAGGGGAUGGAGUCCUGCUGCUGCGACCGCUGCUGCUGCUGCUGGUGCCAGGGCUGCUGAACAAAGAGUCAGGGUAUGUUUCUGAAAUUCAUUUUAGGAGUGCAGCAGUCAGAAUCUCUCCUUUGAGUGAUUACAAAAGCAGCGCACAUGGGCACUCAGAGUUGCUGGCAGCUAUCUCACCACCAAGAAAGAAGAAUUUGCCUCCCUGAGAAACCAACUCAAUGGAGGCAGCGCUACGAAACAGAGAGAAGACAGGCCAGAGUGCGCGAUGAGCCUCUAGUGCGAACCGUGCCGGAACCGUACAGUCAGCGUCUUGGUUGCAUGAGUUAAUAAAUGAUGUCCGUGCUGGUGCGAUGUAGGCUAUGUUUUCUAUCUAAGCAAUUGGAGAGGUUCGGGUGAGCAGACUCCCACUGUUUGCUUUUGAAAUCGGUGACCCCAAGUAGUAACAAAUCAAUGAAGAGCCAGCAGAGAGGCAAACGACCUUUCUCCAGAGAUUUUUAUUAGCUUUCAAGAUCGGAUCAGUGUGCUCACAAAACAGAAGACACGCAUGGGAACCAGAGAGAGAGAGAGAGAGGAUGUGUUAGUGUGGGAAUGCUUAAGCAGUAGAGAGAGACAGAAAAAGAAACUGGAGCCUUAUCUCAACAGACCUGAUUGUUUAUUCCAGAACAGGGUGGGACAGACACUCCUGAGGGAAAGGGGUACCUGGGGCCAGGAAAGGCUCUUCACAGGGGGGAGUGAGGGUAUUGCUUGCACCCAUAAGGGGAUAGAGCAGUUCCAACGUCUCUUUCUGUGGGCUUGGGAUGCAGCCGUGUGGCAUGAUUGAGGUCCAGAUGCAGGACAGAUGACUACCUGUUAUGUAGCCUCAGGAGCUGGCACCUCUGACUCUCCAUUCUUUCUUUCCUCCCUCUCUGUGACAGGCUGACCCAGUGAGGUCAUUUGUAGGCACCCUGUCUUAUGACCAAGGCAUUCUACUGGUUAAUAAAAACUUCAUCCAUACCUGAAACAAGUUCCUACAUGCAUGUCCCCAAAACAUUAUUAAAAAAUGGGAUUUAGGCAUGCUACUGUUGCUGUAAAAUUAUAAAAAUUGCUGUCUUUUAUCCUGCUCUAGGUCUGACACCAUAAUGACCCAAGAGAUCUGUUUGAUCUCUUCAUCUCAGUCAGCAAAGCCUCUCACCCGCUUUGCUCCAUCCCAUAUCACACUGCCGAUGGCUUCUCUCUGAGCCCGGUGACAAUCUCUCUACCUAGCUAGUUCCCAAGGCAGGUUGCCACCAUGCCAGACAUACACAACCUAAUUUCGUGGUGGCCCAGUGUCUCCAGUCAUCACAUACUCUCUGAAAUUCAAUUAGAUCACCACAUGAAAGAACACACAGCACAACAACCUCUGAUCCAAUUGAUAAGAUAUAAUUGCCCACCUAGACACACAAAGCCCUGUACACAUCCAUCCCUUAAGAAUAUUCAUAACAACCUUAAAUGUACAGAGUGGAAUUUUAACAUCUGCCUCCAUGUUCUCUCGGCUGCUCCUCCUUCUCUCCUUGCUCCAGUCUCCUCCUCCUCCUCUCUAAAACUUUUCGCCUGCCCACCCUUCUUUCUUGUCCAAUGACAGGCCUCAUUCUAUUUUGUACCUGCCUUCACCAGCAUAAUGACAUCAUCCUACAUGCUGCUGUAUUGACUAAAUGGAAAGCUUUAUUUCAAGCCUGUAUAGAAAAGUAUCUGUUGUCGGGGAGGCUAUGUGUGGAAGCCAAGAGCCAAGGCGAGAAUACGGAAAAGCUGAUCAUCAAUGACUACCAAAAUAUCUCAGCUUCAUUGUGCACUAGGAGAUACGGAAUAUAAACUACCAAAAUUCAGAACUGGAAACAUUUCCCACACUUUCCCUCCGGAAGUACACAGUGUACAAGCAGACCUGAUCUCCAAAGGCCUGCUACUGAGGCUAAUGGAGGGAGGAGUCUGGGGGGGGCAGCUUUGUGCUUUUGAGCUCUCACUACCUACACGUGCCACUCUUGCCCCUUGAAGGAGAAGGAGAUAAAAAGUAGCAGAAAUGGAAACCAACUCUUGUGCCCCAGAGAGAGGUAUGGGAGGGGCUGUGCUACAAUCCAAGAAACAGAAUGAACAGCUAGAGAUGUAAACCACCUAUUGGAUGUUCAGCCUUCAACAUGCCGUCUAUCCACAGUGGGGAAUCCCAGACUGCCAGGGCUGUCUUAGGUGGGGUUUCUAUUGCUGCAACAAAACACUGUGAGCAAAGCAACUUGGGGAGGAAAGGGUUUAUUUGGCUUCCACAGCACUCUAUCACCUAAGGAAGUCAGGACAGGAACUCAAGCAGGGCAGGAACCUGGAGGCAGGAGCUGAUGCGGAGGCCACGGAGGAGUGCUGCUUACUGGCCUGUAGAGUUUACUUGGUUUGCUCUCUUAUAGAGUCUAGGACCAUGAGAAUAGGAAUGGCGUAGCUCGGUCUGGGUCCUCCCUCAUCAAUCACUUAAAGAAAACGCUCUGCAGGCAUUGCCUACGGUACAAUCUUACAGAGGCAUGGUUGGCUGAGGUUUCCUCCUCAGAUGAAUAUAAAACUCUCCGGCACAAUGAACAAGAAUUUCCACAAAUAAUUCCCGUCAAUCUUUGCACAGGGUCUUUGGUAGCUACCUAGGGGACAGCUUUGCAGUGAGCCCUGGAGAGGUAACAGUGAAAUGACAUUGCAGGAAAAGAAGGCACCCAACACCUGUCAUAUAUUUCUUUUAUUGUGCCAUAUACAUACAUUUAUUGAUCUGUGGGAUAUGCAAAGCAUCAGGGGUUAGAUGGUAAGAAUAGGGUGGGCGAGAUGGUUCUGAGGGCAAAGGUGCUCGCUGCACAACUUAAUGACCCGGAUUUGGUCUGAGGAGCGCGUGGGAAGAGUCACGCACAUCUGCAGUCCUAGUGCUUCCACAGUGAGAUGGGAAACAGAGACUGAAGACCUGCCAUGAAGCCCAUGGGAGGCCAGCUGAACAGAAACACCAAGAAGGACCUUGCUGUAAACACAAGGUGGGAGGGGAAACCAGCUUCCAAAGGUUACCUUCUAACCACCAAACGUAUACCAAGGGCAUGCUCACAAUCACACAUACACAGCAGUAGUUCUUUUCUUUUUUUAACUUUCAAAAGUUGAAUAUACUUGAAUAGGUCUCUCAUAAAUUUGUAAGCUCUGAGAAGAAAUUUAAAAACAAGCCACAAGAGGAAUAUCAAAAGAAAGGAACACUGUGAUGGUUUGUAUACGGUCGGCCUAGGGAGUGGCCUUGUUGUAGUCGCUGUGUCACUGAGGGUGUGGGUUUAAGACCCUCACCCUAGCUUCCUGGAAGUGAAUCUUCCACUAGCAUCCUUCAUAUGGAGAUGUAGAACUCUCAGCUCCUCCUGCACCAUGCCUGCCUGGAUGCUGCCACGCUCCUGACUUGAUGAUAAUGGACUGAACCUCUGAACCUGUAAGCCAGCCCUCAUUAAAUAUUGCCUUUUAUAAGA